AUGGAGGUUUCAAAGAAUUAUGGCCACCAACAUCCACUCGUGUUGUUGAAUGAAGAGCAGCUGAUGAGCAAUCCAAGUGGAACAAUACUAGCUGAUGAGCAAUCCAAGUGGACGACUUCCCUAACAACUCCCUUACAGGAUAUGCCAAGAAACACAAAGGACAUGAUUAGUUUAUUAUUGAUUGUGUCUGCUCCAUGUUUUGGCUGUGCCGAAGACUGUGGGUUUUACGUCCACAAGAUAUACGCCGAGGCACCUUCGGAGCUCAAUCACCCUUUCCAUCAGCAACAUCCUCUUGUUCUUCUGCAAAAUCCACCGUCUACAUACACAUGGUACGCUUGCUAUUUCUGUGGCCAAAGAUGUGAGAAAUUCGUUUAUCAUUGCUCCCCUUGCAAUUUGGGAUUUCAUAUUAAAUGUGCUUGGUUUACAUUUAAUAUUGCUCAAAAUAAUUUGAAAGAGCUUGAGCAUGUUCCCCUCGAACCUCCAAUGAUUUCCACUAAUAAAGAUGAUGAGCAACUUGAAAAUGUUCCCGAGUGCUUCGCCUGCUGGGAACCAUUAGCAAAUUAUACAUACUUCUCUCCUCAUUGUGGAUUUAAUCUACAUCAGAAAUGUGCUGAGCUUCCUCUCAGACUGAAUCAUAUAUGCCAUCGCAAACAUCCGCUUCUUUUACAAUUUAAUAGCGAUGGGCUCUCUUGCAAGAUAUGCCAAGAAACCCCAGGAAGAGGAUUUCCUUAUGUUUGUUCAUCUCGUAAGUUUGUUGUUCAUUUUGAAUGUUUAUCGUUACAUCUUGCUCCUGUUAUCAAAGAUGAACGUCAUGAACACCCAUUCAGUUUGUUUCCGAGACGAGCACCUUUCGUCUGUGAUGCAUGUGGUACUGAAGGAACUUACUCUGCUUAUAUAUGUUGUGAAUGCAACAUUAUAGUGCAUAAAAAGUGUACCUCAUUGCCAAGCAUCAUCAAGAGCAAGUGGCAUGAUCAUGCUAUCUUCCACAACUAUUUCCUUCCUGAUGAUUUUGGAAGCUCAGACUGCAUUAUUUGUCAUGACGCGGUAAGUCCAGAGCAUGGGAGUUGUUGUUGCUCAUAUUGCAGUAUUACAUUCCAUGUUCGUUGUGUGACGGAGGAAGCGAGUUCAUAUUAUAUACUUUCACGUGAAGAAGCAUAUAAGAUAUCAGAUGAAAGUUCCGUCACUUGUGUUUUGGAGAGGAACGAUGCUGGACAAACUACAUAUAUUCAACAUUUCAAGCAUACGCAUAAUCUUCAAUUAAGUGCUUAUGUUGGAGGGUACGAAAACAACUGCGAUGGGUGUAUGUUACCGAUAUCGAAUCCAUUUUACUGUUGUUCACAAUGCCAGUUUUUUAUUCAUAACGCUUGUGCCGAGUUACCGAAGAAGAAGCAUGAGUGGCACUAUAAAUGCCGGCAACAACUACAAGAUGUUUCUCACUUUACAAGUCAUGUUUAUUAUUAA
This is a messenger RNA of Hibiscus syriacus, 1461 nucleotides long. RefSeq lists its product as uncharacterized. Lineage: Eukaryota; Viridiplantae; Streptophyta; Magnoliopsida; Malvales; Malvaceae. Bases 1 to 1461 code for a protein of 486 amino acids. The record is from RefSeq and is a predicted model, not a curated record. The transcript is spliced from 2 exons.